CUCCCCCCCGCCCGCCCCGCUUCGCCGCCGCCUCUCCGCGCGGCGCCGCUCGGGCCAUUUUGCGGCGCGAUGAGGCGGGAGCGGCGGUGAGCAGCGCCCGUCCCGCUUUUCGUCCUCGCUGUCGACACCGGGAUCCGAGCCGGUUCUUCGCGUGCGGGGAGAGAAAGGGAAGGAAGCCUCGCUGAGGGGCAGCGACCCCCGCCCGCCCUCCGCUCGGCGCCGGCGGAGCCAUGAGCUGGGGCACGGAGCUGUGGGACCAGUUUGACAAUUUAGAAAAACACACGCAGUGGGGUAUCGAUGUUCUGGAAAAAUACAUCAAGUUUGUCAAAGAAAGAACAGAGAUUGAACUCAGCUAUGCAAAGCAGCUUAGGAAUCUUUCAAAGAAAUAUCAACCCAAAAAGAACUCCAAAGAGGAGGAAGAGUACAGGUACACAUCAACUAGAGCCUUCCUAGCCACUUUAAAUGAAAUGAAUGACUAUGCCGGACAGCAUGAGGUCAUUUCAGAGAACAUGACCUCUCUUAUCAUUGGAGAGUUAACUCGCUAUGUGCAGGAGCUGAAACAAGAGAGGAAAUCGCACUUCCACGAUGGCAGAAAGGCACAACAACAUAUUGAAACUUGCUGGAAACAACUUGAAGCUAGUAAAAGGCGGUUUGAACGUGACUGCAAAGAAGCUGAUCGAGCACAGCAAUAUUUUGAGAAAAUGGAUGCUGAUAUCAAUGUUACAAAAGCAGAUGUUGAGAAGGCAAGACAGCAAGCCCAGCUGAGACAUCAAAUGGCAGAAGACAGCAAAGCAGAAUAUUCUUCCACUCUACAGAAGUUCAACAGUGAGCAGCAUGAUCAUUACUACACACACAUACCAAACAUCUUCCAGAAAAUACAAGAGAUGGAGGAAAGAAGAAUUGUGAGGAUAGGUGAAUCCAUGAAAACUUUUGCAGAUGUUGACCGCCAAGUGAUCCCUAUCAUUGGAAAGUGUCUGGAUGAAAUAACAAAGGCUGCAGAAUCAGUUGAUCACAAGAAUGAUUCACAAAUGGUAAUAGAAGCCUUCAAAUCAGGGUUUGAGCCUCCAGGAGAUGUUGACUUCGAGGACUUCACUCAGCCCAUGAAGCGGACUAUCUCCGAAUCCAGCCUUUCCAACUCCAGAGGGGAUGGGAAGUAUGAGCCGAAGUUUGGUGGCAAAUCCAAGGGCAAGUUAUGGCCGUUCAUCAAGAAAAAUAAGCUUAUGUCCCUUUUAACAUCCCCCCAUCAGCCCCCUCCUCCUCCCCCUGCCUCUGCCUCACCCUCUGCUGUUCCCAACGGCCCCCAGUCUCCCAAGCAGCAAAAGGAACCCCUCUCCCAUCGCUUCAACGAGUUCAUGACCUCCAAACCCAAAAUCCACUGCUUCAGGAGCCUAAAGCGCGGGGGAGCUGGGCCAGAGGACUUCAGCAAUCUCCCACCUGAGCAAAGAAGAAAGAAACUUCAGCAAAAAGUCGAUGAGCUAAACAAAGACAUUCAGAAGGAGAUGGAUCAAAGAGAUGCCUUAACGAAAAUGAAAGAUGUGUAUAUCAAGAACCCACAGAUGGGAGAUGCAGCGAGUGUGGACCACAGGUUAUCAGAACUUGAACAGAACAUUGAAAAGCUACGAUUAGAAGUGCAGAAAUUUGAGGGCUGGCUGGCCGAGGUGGAGGGCAGGUUGCCCUCACGAACUGAGCAGGCCCGGCGGCAGAGCGGGCUGUACGAAGCCCAGAACACUUCAGCAGUGAACAGCUGUGCACAGGACCGGGAGAGCAGCCCAGAUGGCAGUUACACAGAAGAGCAAAGUCAGGAGACUGAGAUGAAAGUACCUGCAACAGAUUUUGACGAUGAAUUUGACGAUGAAGAACCACUACCAACCAUAGGAACAUGUAAAGCUCUCUAUACAUUUGAAGGUCAGAAUGAAGGAACAAUUUCUGUAGCAGAAGGAGAAAUGCUGUAUGUAAUAGAAGAAGACAAAGGUGAUGGGUGGACACGAAUCCGAAGGAACGAAGACGAGGAGGGCUAUGUCCCUACGUCUUAUGUUGAAGUCUAUUUGGACAAAAAUGCCAAAGAUUCCUAAAGGUGUUUGUGCUGGUGCAAGAACCUCGGGGCGAGCUUGUCACAGAAGGAGAAACAAAAUGGUCUGUUUACCCUGCAGGCAGUUUAAACAUACCCAUGGAAAGCCAGACACCCACUCUUGUCUGGAGUUCCCACUUGAAAAAUUCAGACCUAAAUUCCAUCCCAGUAUCAUUCAGACGCUUGCUCUUUUCCAUGGCAUGCUACUUGUGGCUCAGAUUAACUUACCAGCCUUCCCUGCUCUUCUACCAGCUUGGCACAGCCCUUCUAUAAAAAAAAAUAACCAGCACUUCCCCUCCCAGCUCCUCCCAGCGCUGGUCAGAGAACCGCUGGCUGCCCAUUGAUGCAAAGGGCACCUGGAGAGGCCCAAGCAUGUGCAGGUCUGUCUUCUGUCCUCCCUCGUCCCUCAGUCCAUCUGAAUGUAUGCACUGGUCCAUCAGCAUUUCACAUGGUGCCUUUAGCACUAAUCCUGCAGGUAGUUUCACCAACUUGGAAAGGAGGUGCAUACACAUGGUAAGCUGCUCCUGGGGACAGUGUUACAGCAGCUGGACUGGACUCUGAAUUGGCAGAUAUUAAACUUGAUCCACAUGCAUCAUUCAGUAUUCUUCUUUCCACAAAAAAGUCACUAAUACUUUUCAGCCUUUAUUUUUUUUAAAUCUAGGCUGAUGCUCAUGCCAAGUAUUAAAUCCCUAUGACCUUGCUGUUGCCUGAAAGCCUUCAAGCUCACGUAUGUACACUUUCUUUCCUGCUUGUUCUCUUGCCCCUUCCUCUUUAUUGCCUCCUCCUUUCUUCCACCUCUCCCUCACACACACACAGACACACACAGACACCGGCGUUUUGGUUUGAAGCCCCGUUCUGCUCAUCACAAAGACCUCCAUUUUGCUCUUGUUUCAUUCUGCAUGCUCGCCCUGUUGCCUUGCCUGCGCCCACCUUCCCAAGGGCCACAUUAUUUUGUGGCUCGUUGUUAAUCUCUUUGCAGUUUUCUUUUGUUGGUUUGUUUUUCAGCAUUUCAGACCUACCUUCUUCUUUUGCAUGACCUCUUGUGCGUUCUCAUCAGUUAAUGUUUGAAUAACAGAAUUUUUUUAGAAAAAAAAAAUAAAAGAGAAAAGAAAAAAAAAGAAAACUGCACUGUAUUUCGUUCUGCCACGUUGUCAUGGACUGGACCUUGGCCCAGAAGUCAACCCUCAGCCAUCCUGUUCUCACAUGGUUUUACCUGAAGCAGAAGUGAUGCUGCACUGUGUCACCUCAUGCUUCUGUCUCCAAAUACGUUGCACGACCCAGGCUGCCUAACAAAGGGGUCAAUUGCUUUCCAGAUCUGUACUACAAAUGUGUUGGUUUCCCUGAAUCUUUACUGUUGCUAAGUUGUCACAGUAAUCCUGUACCUGGUUAAGUCCUGUAAGAGAGUUCGUUGCUCCUCGUAGCUCCUGAGGGCCUUACUUAUCCUUAACCCAACCUUACUUAUCCUUAAACCAACCCAUAUUUUGGGGGAGUCCGCUUGCUCUUAGGGAACUUCAGCAUCUCUUGUAAAAUCCCCAGAACUUGAGGAAAAUUUGGGAGCUGCUCUGAUGACCCUGAGGUGAACCCUCUCAGGUGUAGUUUGCAGAUGUGAGCGUGGUGUUCUGCUGCCAGCGUGUAGAAAUGUGUCCCAGAAUCAUCUGCUCUCCAUGCUGGGGUUUGCCUCGGUCUUCCUCGCUCGGGAUGAAGUCAUUUUUUGAAUUAGCAUUGUCUUCAGAGCUUUGUCCCUUUCCAUUUGAGAUACCCAUUUUUAAUUUCCAUAGCAAAAACCCCUCAGUCCUUCAGUGGGUCCUGAGCUGCUGUACUGCACUGCUUACAGCCUGCAAGCAUCAACCAGCACCAGGUUAUGUUUUAAUCUGACCGAAGUGGAGCCUGCGCUGCAGGCAGGGCUGACACCUCAGCACAGUGCUGCUGGAGUCAGAAACUGCCAUCUUCAUCCCUGCAGCUGGGAUCACACAACCCUGCAUCUGUGAGCCUCUGAGAGCAGCAGUGCUCGUGGCUCUGUGCACGUGUGUGACAGAGCUGUGUGAGCAGCCACCUCUGGGGGUCCGAAUUGUAAAGCAGCCAGCAGCUGUGCAAGAAUGGCCAUAGAAUAUUUUAGCUGUAGUGUUUUAUUCUUGCGUCUGAAGCACUGUUGAAUCAGCAGCGAGGGGAGUUCAUUUUCACCUGUUAUUGUGCCAUCUAUGUCAAACUUUAAGUUUGCUUUUAUAUAUUGAAUCUGGGUGGACAGUAUAUUAUUGUCAGCCUCUGUGGAGCAUUGGGGCAGUUGCAGCAUCUGUGUUGUUCAGUAGCACCGUAGAAGGAGCAUUAGCUUUAGCUGCCUGAUUGUCUUUGGAAGAGUUUUAUAAAAAGGCCACAGAUGGAGUUUUUAUAAACUGGGUGAGCAGCUCCCUGAUGCCUGGAUCUGCAAACUGACCACAAGAAAAAUGGACAGUCACGUAUCCUACAAUCUCUAUUCUGCUGCCUUCAUUCAGGGUAAAGAACGGGUAACUUUGGUCGAGUUUACCUUAUACAAAAGCAGAAGGACUGAAUAUGUGCACUGGUUUAUAAAAACUCUGCUUGAACUUCUCCUGCCCAGAAGUGGGGAUGCGCAGCCUGCAAAACCCUGCUGUCCCCAGCAAGUCUCUAAUGCCCUUUCUUAACAUCUGUAAAUAGAGAAGAAACAUAUUUACUGAUACUGAAAGUUGUGUUUAAUGCUGAGUAUUUUUCAGAAGUUCAUUUAGUUUGAUGCAUAUUGUUUGUUAUUUUUUCCUGCCUGAAGUGUCAAAAAACCUAAAAGAAGCCAAAUUCUAUUUUAACAUGAUGAUGUCGAGCACUUUUUUAUUUGUAUAUGUGUGUGUAUGUGUGUUUGAGCACCGAUCUCUAGAUUUUGGUGGCAUCUCAGUGUUGUGAUUUCAUUGCCAAUGUAAAAGGUUCUGGUGUUGCCCAUUUGUUUCUGGAGACAGAAUUCAACCAAAUAAAGUGCUUCCAUUUGAAAGCAAAUAUUGACCUUGUAACAAUGAAAGGAAAGUCAUCCACAUAUUUAAAUAAACCUUUAAUUCCAGAA
Messenger RNA from Phasianus colchicus (ring-necked pheasant), 5129 nucleotides. The record is from RefSeq and is a predicted model, not a curated record. NCBI's taxonomy places the organism in Eukaryota, Metazoa, Chordata, Aves, Galliformes, Phasianidae.